AUUCUAUGUAAAGAAUUUUUGACCCCUUAAAUAAAUGGUAUGGAUUGCGCACCCAAAAAUUCACUUGGGAGGCUGUAAAUCCGCGACCUACCUACCUAUAGUUACCCGCAGAAAUAUUUAUACCGUAACGCAAAAAAGAGAAGCAUGGAGGGAGUGUCUCAUUGCUGAACAAAGGCAGUUGAGUAGUUCUUCACUAUUCACCAAAAACAAAUCACUUUUUGGCACUUUCCGUGAUCGUAAGUAGCACUUAGCUUCGCGUGUCACGUUGGUGGGUGUGUGCUGUGGGAUUCAUUCAUCCACCGUUAUACACACGGCAUCAACGAUCUUCUCCACAGAUUCAGUUCAACUCUCUGCUCGUGGCGUCUCCGACCGAUCUCAUCAAUUCCAACAUAAAUGAUUGCAAAUGACUUCCACGACGAAGACAAAUGGCUCGCCGAAGGAAUCGCCGCCAUUCAACACAACGCAUUCUUCAUGCAUCGCGCUCUCGAUGACAAUAAUCUCAGAGAUUCACUCAAAUACUCUGCGCAGAUGCUAUCUGAGCUUCGAACUUCUAGGCUUUCACCUCAUAAAUAUUAUGAACUGUAUAUGAGAGCCUUUGAUGAGCUACGGCGGUUGGAGAUGUUCUUCAAAGACGAAAGUAGACACGGUGUUUCAAUAGUUGAUCUGUAUGAGCUUGUUCAACAUGCUGGAAAUAUAUUGCCUAGAUUGUAUCUUCUUUGCACGGUAGGAUCUGUUUACCUUAGGUGUAAGGAUACUCCUGUAAGGGAGGUUCUUAAAGACCUAGUAGAGAUGUGUCGCGGCGUUCAGCAUCCGAUUCGCGGUCUGUUUUUGAGGAGUUAUCUUUCUCAAGUCAGCAGAGACAAGUUGCCUGAUAUUGGUUCCGAAUACGAAGAUGGGGAUUAUGGCAGUGUAAAGGAUGCAGUUGAAUUUGUUCUAGAGAAUUUCUCAGAAAUGAACAAGCUCUGGGUUCGAUUGCAACAUCAGGGACCCGGUCGGUUAAAAGAGAAGAAGGAUAAAGAAAGGAACGAGCUUCGCGAUCUUGUAGGGAAAAACCUCCAUGUUCUGAGUCAGAUAGAUGGCGUGGACCUUGAGAUGUACAAAGACACCGUCCUUCCAAGUGUUCUAGAGCAGGUUGUCAACUGUAAAGAUGAGCUUGCCCAAUUUUAUCUCAUGGAGUGCAUAAUCCAGGUUUUUCCAGAUGAAUACCACUUGCAGACACUUGAGACACUCUUAGGUGCUUGCCCCCAAUUACAGCCUACAGUAGACAUCAAGACAGUGUUAUCUCAGUUAAUGGACAGGUUGUCAAAUUAUGCCGCCUCAAGUUCUGAAGUUUUACCCGAAUUUUUGCAAGUGGAAGCAUUUACCAAACUAAGUACUGCAAUAAGCAGGGUGAUAGAAGCACAGGUUGACAUGCCUAUUGUGGGUGCCAUAUCUCUGCAUGUCUCUCUUCUUACAUUUACUCUCCGUGUUCAUCCGGACCGACUUGAUUAUGUGGAUCAAGUACUGGGAUCAUGUGUCAAGAAGCUGUCUGGGAAACCAAAGCUUGAUGACAAUAGAGCAACAAAGCAAGUUGUUGCACUUUUAAGCGCCCCACUUGAUAAAUACAAUGAUGUUGUGACUGCUCUGACACUUUCCAAUUAUCCUCGUGUGAUGGAUCAUCUUGAUAAUGUGACAAAUAAACUCAUGGCUCUGGUUAUUAUUCAAAGCAUUAUGAAGAAUAAUACCUACAUAUCUACCGCCGAUAAGGUUGAAGUUUUAUUUGAAUUAAUAAAAGGGCUUAUAAUAGAUUUGGAUGGAACAUCCGAGGAUGAGAUCGAUGAAGAAGAUUUCAGCGAGGAACAAAAUUCUGUUGCCCGCCUUAUAAACAUGCUUCAUAAUAAUGACCCGGAGGAAAUGUUCAAGAUAAUAUGUACAGUAAAGAAACAUAUUAUGAGUGGAGGACCAAGGCGCCUACCUUUCACUGUUCCUUCUCUUAUAUUUUCUGCACUUAAGUUGAUCAGGCAAUUGCAAGCCCAAGGUGGAGACAUAGCAGGAGAAGAAGAACCUGCAACACCCCGAAAAUUAUUUCAGCUUUUAAAUGAGACGAUCGAAGUUCUAUCUUCUCUAUCAUCUCCUGAACUGGCCCUGAGGAUGUAUCUGCACUGUGCUGAGGCUGCUAAUGAUUGUGACCUCGAGCCUGUUGCUUAUGAGUUUUUCACUCAGGCAUUUGUAUUAUACGAAGAAGAAAUUGCGGACUCCAAAGCCCAAGUAACUGCAAUACAUUUAAUUAUCGGGACUCUCCAGAGAAUGAACAUCUUUGGUGUUGAGAACAGGGAUACAUUAACACACAAGGCCACAGGGUAUUCCGCAAAGCUUUUGAAGAAACCUGAUCAGUGUCGAGCUGUUUAUGCAUGCUCACAUCUCUUUUGGGUUGAUGAUCAAGAUGGUAUUAAGGAUGGAGAGAGGGUUUUGCUUUGUCUCAAGCGUGCUUUGAGGAUUGCAAAUGCUGCUCAGCAAAUGGCCAAUGUUGCCAGGGGUAGCAGCGGACCAGUUACACUUUUUGUUGAAAUACUGAAUAAGUACAUUUACUAUUAUGAGAAAGGAAAUCCACAGAUUACCAGUGCUACUAUUCAGGGGCUUAUAGAAUUAAUCAAGACUGAGAUGCAGAGUGACUCUGCGUCAGCUCUCCCAGCUUCAGAUCCUUUCUUUGCUAGCACACUGAGGUACAUUCAAUUUCAAAAACAGAAGGGCGGUAUACUGGGUGAAAAAUAUGAUUCUAUCAAGGUGUGAAUCACUACCCUGCUGAACUGGCUUAUUUGAGAUGCUCAAAUGUACAGUUAUGCGGAAAAUCGGCCAUGUAUUUAAUCAUUGUUCAUCUUCAUCCCAACAACAAAAACAGUAAAUCAAUGUUCAUCACUUUUGCAUUAAAAUUGCAGUGCCAAGGUCAUUUCUCUAAAGCACUGUUCACAUAUGCAGUGUAAUGUUUCGUAUUAAAGCCAUAUAAAUUGAAUAUUCCCCCACCGUGCAUUAAGAUAUUUGCGGUGGCAAUAAUGCCACAUAAUACAGCAUAACUGACAUUUUCAGUUUAAUUGAACAUUUUCAGCUCACUCAUCAA
Trifolium pratense (red clover) is the source of this 3094-nucleotide messenger RNA. Its product is annotated as vacuolar protein sorting-associated protein 35B-like. Gene Ontology annotation, biological process: retrograde transport, endosome to Golgi; intracellular protein transport. Lineage: Eukaryota; Viridiplantae; Streptophyta; Magnoliopsida; Fabales; Fabaceae. The coding region runs from base 394 to 2769 and encodes 791 amino acids. Gene Ontology annotation, cellular component: retromer, cargo-selective complex; late endosome; retromer complex. The transcript is spliced from 22 exons. The record is from RefSeq and is a predicted model, not a curated record.